GCUACAGAGUAGUAACCGAUUAUACCUCGAGUAUCAUAUAUACUCAUACACAAACACCCCCAACACGACACAUUUCCGAUGUCACAAAAAUCUAUACAUCUCUCCACCACAACGACCAAGAUGGAAUUCUUCCGAUUUCUAGAUCUGCCGAAAGAGCUGCGUUUCAUGGUGUAUGGCAUGUUAGACAUCUCAACAAACCGGUACAAAUCUACCUUAUCCCCCCAUGACCACAGUACACUCGGAGUAUCCCAAGACUCCAGCGACACGAACUCGGCGUGUUCAUCAACACCCGAAACGCACCCCUCCAUGAUCUUAGUCACGCAAAGCAUGCCAGUCCAGAUCCUGGCAACCUGCCGUCUUGUGCAUACAGAAGCAACGCCAUUACUGCAGCCCAAACUCGCGCGACUGCUGUCUUCCGUCCCAACCAUCACCCUGGACGACAAGAUACUCUACACCCCACUACUCUCCGGCCCCGAUGGCCUACUCCCCACAAUCCUCGCCUACCUAAACACCCACUGCGACACACAGUUCCUGCCCUUCCAGACCUGGCGUGAACAACAAGCCGCCAAACACGACGAGCAGGUGUGGAUCUGGAUACGCCAGACCGUCGUCCGUCUACUUUCGCAAGCCACGAAGCCGACAGUCAGUUGGUUCGGCGACUUACUGCACCCUGAAGUGCGUAUCCUACUGCAGGUGCGCAGGGCGUGGGAAUAUCCCACCACUGCUGUACCUGAAACAGGCGCUUGCAGCCCGAAUGCGCGUCGGGAUUCGGUCACAACUCCGCUGCAAGAUACAUAUACCGAGGAUAUACAGCAUGCGAUGUGCACGCCGCCGUUGUAUUCUAUCAGUACUACCACGCAACUCACUAAAGUCUUCAAUGACUCGCUUGAGGCUGCCAGGAGUAAGGGACUGGAACAUGUUAGGGGGGGUAGUAUUGUUUUUGGCCAGGACGUGCGGGAGAAGGGCGAGAGGGGGGUUGUUCCGGAUCGGAUUUGUGGGUUGAACUAUCAGCUCGAUGGGUAG
Molecule: messenger RNA, 1023 nt
Organism: Dothidotthia symphoricarpi CBS 119687
Lineage: Eukaryota; Fungi; Ascomycota; Dothideomycetes; Pleosporales; Dothidotthiaceae
Exons: 1
Coding region: 79-1023 (314 amino acids)
Source: RefSeq, a predicted model, not a curated record